AUGAUAAAUCCAACGACGGCAGUCAACCCUUUAUUGACAGCAACAGGGCAGCAGAGGAUCCCACUGCUUCCCUCUCCAUUUGAACCCCAAACUGUGGACAGAGACUUUUUGCCUUCCACUCUAGCUCCAAUGGACUCAAGACAGUUUAAUGUUCCUUCACAAUUUGGAUUCCCUGUUCUGCCAAAUGCAAAUGUGCAGAACAUGCUGUCCAAUCGUGUCUACUCAGGUUGGGGCAUUUUACCACCUGAAUCCAUAAGAGCAAUGGCUAGAAGGAAUGAAAUGUUUCAAAGGCAUAAUACUGCCAGGACAGAAAUGGAAAUGCAUGCCAUUUACCAGCAAAGGAGAGUGGAAAAAGUUAAUCCCCAGGGGCUGGUGGGCUUGGGGAUACCAUUCCUCUACGGCUCCAGGAUCCCAGCAGGUCCAGCCGCCCACCAUGGCAGAAGCUUGCUCCCUGCCAGUGACUUGCAUUUUCACAGAAGAGCCUGGAGAAACCUUCAGGGAAACCCCACGCUAGUGGCAACUGACCCAUGCUUUCCGGAGAGCUGGGGUCAGAAAUGUCGUCUCAGGAGAAGUACAGGGAAUCAGAAAGUUGUAGACAGUGAUACUUAUAGUUCCAAAAGUCAAGCAGAAAUAAAAAUCCUAGGCCAGACUCAUGCAAAUCCCUCUGAAGAGGAUGAGAAUGCAAAAGACCCUGAAAUGGAAACACUCAAUACUCAGAAGCCAAGAGAAAUCAAUGACAAACCAAUUACAGCUCCUACCAACACCUACGGAGAGCUAGAGCCCACCCGUAGAAACACCUGGGCAGCUCACGGCGCUUCCCUGGAACCAAAGGCCUGGGAUGGUGGGAAGGAGAAGGCCUUUUUUGCAGCCUGCAGUGAAAAUGAGGUUUGCCCUCCAGGUCCUCCAUCAGCUCUACCAGGAACACAUGGAUUGGUUCCAAUUGAGGGACAUCUUUCUUUGGAUGAAAAUAUUCAAAAAUGGACUGUGGAUGAUGUGCACGACUUCAUUAGUGGCCUUCCAGGUUGUUCAGGUUAUGCUCAGGUAUUUAAAGAUCAUGCAAUUGAUGGAGAAAUUUUGCCAUUGCUCACAGAGGAGCACCUUCGAGACACUAUGGGAUUAAAACUGGGCCCGGCACUAAAAAUUCAAUCACAGGUAUCACGGCAAGUGGGAAGUGUGUUACACAAGAAAAGUCUUUUGCUUCCUACCCAUACGUAUUCUACAAGACAGGCAUUUGAUCAACCAGCAGAUACAUCCCCUCUUUUGGAUUUUAAUUCAUGGGGUGAUACAUUGGGCUUUCCUUGUUCCCAGGAUAUAAGAAUUCCUAAAGGAAUUGAACAAGAUAAAUUGAAAAAUUAAAAA
Choloepus didactylus (southern two-toed sloth) is the source of this 1359-nucleotide messenger RNA. RefSeq names its product sterile alpha motif domain containing 7 (gene SAMD7). The transcript is spliced from 7 exons. The record is from RefSeq and is a predicted model, not a curated record. Gene Ontology annotation, molecular function: protein binding. Lineage: Eukaryota; Metazoa; Chordata; Mammalia; Pilosa; Megalonychidae. The coding region runs from base 1 to 1356 and encodes 451 amino acids.